UUGUUGUGUUGCAAAGCCAACGAAUUUCCAAUUUUUGUUUUCAACUUUUCUUUUUUUCACAUAUUCGCCAAUUCUCUUUUGCUAGCGCAACGCUGUGUGAGUGACGGGUAUUUGUUGUUUUCUGCGUUUCUAUUGCUAGCAAAAGGUAUGCGCUGCAUUGCUGGGUUGCGACAUUCGUGAAGAGUAAUAGUCUCGUGCGUUGCGUAGAAAUAAGUUGCGGGCCGCCGCAGUAGCAGCUUGUAACGCGGACUACUCUGUAGAAUAAUGGCCAAACGGCGUUGGGCUAAAGGUGUGGAUACUUGAAAAAAAAUAAUAAGAAAAUAAUUGCAAGAGAAAUUAAGUAAUUUCUGCACGGUACGGUGUCUAUUAGUAAAUUUACUAAUAUUCUGUUGAAGUUUUUUUUGUUUCUAUGCAAGCGUUCGUUCGUUUUUUUUUGUAAGAAAAGAGCGGUGCUUGAAGUACAACAUUUUGUGGACAAGUUCGUGCAAAAAGCGCUUUGCAAGUACUGCGUUUUGCGAAAAAAUUGACUACAUUGAAAAACUAAGCGCUUUUGAAAAUUUAACGAUUUUACUCAAUAAACUGAGUUGUAACCAAUACACUCAGUUGCUUCUCCGGCUCCGUGAGUAUUAUAUAGGGUGCGGAAAACUAUACACCGAAUAAACCGUCGAAAUCACUCAACCGGCCGAGGGCACAGCUGCUGUGCUCAGCCUUCCAACGAAAAGCUCCCAUAAAAAGCUACGGCCGGUAGAAACAAAACAACAACAGCAGCAGCUACAACAAAAAAUAAACAAACAGACAUCGAAGAGAUGCCGAGCCUCCCACCCGAAACAGACACGCCAAGCGCCAAAGCAGAGUAACGUCAGCGUGAGAGAGUACACACCUGCAUGCGCCGCAUCAGCUGCGCCGUAAACUAUGCUAUAAAAAUCAAGCAUUGCACACGCCAGCAGCAGCCAACGACAGUGCUGAGCGCCGAAAGCCGCGACACUACAAUGUGAGUACGCGAACAGUGUGGAACGUCUAAACGGGCAAGCCGCGCACAGCAGCGUGCUGGUGAAAAAAGUUGCAAGUGUAAUAAAUAGUGCAAACCAAACAAAAACCAAAUAAAAAUAAAAUUGAGUUGAAGAAAUAAGAAAAAGAUUUCCUGCAAGAAGAAAAUGCUUUUAAAAUGAAUUUCGCGCAAGAAAGUGCAAACAAUUUGUGCAAAGUGCUGCAACUAUAAAUAAAACAAAGAAGUAACUGUGUGUUGUAAGCGUGUGUGUAUGUGUCCUUUUGCAUAACGCCUAAAAGUGUGCUAAAGGCUGAGACGUAAGUCAGAAAAUUUUGUAACCAAAAGAAGUGAAAAGUCCAAGUAAAAUUGUGCAAGGAAAAUGUGGCAAAAGUGAAGUGAAUUUCUUUUUUUUUUUGAGCUGCUGCUCAGUGUUUGUGUGUAUGUGUCAUGCGUUUGUGUGUGUGCACGCUGAUAGUGCAGCACCGCGACAUUAAGCGCGGCGGGUGGCCAGCGUACGCCGAGCGCUGUCUACGCGUGCAAACGUCGCGCAACAAGAAAAUAAGGUAAAAAUAGCUGCAAAUUAUGCAGUAUACUUUGUAGCUGGGCUGCAGAAAUACUGCUGCUUAGUUUGCGCGUAAGUGUCGUUGUGCAUUAUUAGUUUUGUAGAAAAAUACUUAGCUACGCUAUGCUGACUUUGGCUACAAGGCGUAACAUCUUUUAGUGGCUAGAAGCAUUUAGUGAAAAAUAUUUAAAUAAAAUGUGCUCAGCGCCUGCAUGUAUGCAACAAUGUUAUGCAUAAGUCCGUGUGUUAUAAAUUUCAACUAGUAAAUGUUGGAAAAACGUUGGAAACUUAACGUUGUGGGAACGUUAGUUAACUAAUGCGCCUAAAAUAUUCAUUUUAAAAAACCCUGAAGCGCGAUGGAAAGCAGAACUUAUCAAAAAAAUCAUGAUGAAAUAUCUAUCAAAACACGAUUUGAAACUCGAAAUGUUAAAUAAAUAAUUAUAUAUUUUAAAUAAGUGAAAGUGAAAAAAAACCAACUAAACAAAAUAGUUACAACAGUUACAAAUCCUAUACAAAAAUAAAAAAAAAAUAGAAGCAAAUAAAAAUACGCAAGUAAAAUAAAAGUAAUUAAGUAAAAUUAUAUGAACGAAAGUAUAAGGCAAACUGAAAAAACAGCUGAAAAUAAAAAAAUAUACACUAUUGAUGAAAAAAUAAGUAAGCUGUAAAAAUAAAGUUAUAACAAUAGGAAAGAAAUAGUUAAAGUAGUGAAAUAACUAAUGAGAAAUACGCUUCAACCAAAAUUAAUCAAUCGAGCGUUAUAAACACACAUUUUUACACGCAAAGCACUAGCAACAACAGUGGAUGAAAGAUGCAAAUCAAGCAAAAAUAUUUCAAUAUUAAACAAAUAAUUUAUAAACCUUAAUUUAGAAAAAAAAAAAAUUCAACUGCUGUUUCUGAAAACUUACCGGCGCUACUUAAACUACAAAAUCUAGCAAUAAAUUUUAAUAUCACCGCAUACCUUUUGGCUGCGCAACCAUUCAAGUUACCGCUAUUUAUAGAGAAUACGAUAUAUUGUAUAUGAAAUACAAACGCUGUAUAAAAAACAAAAUUUCGAAAUGAAGUAAUAACUUUACAUUUUCUGCUAAAAAUAUUUGUUUUAGGAAGAAUUUGCAUAAAAGGGCACUCAAAAAAAAUAUUUUAUCAAAGAAAAAGUAUUACUAUAAGACACACAAUUCAAAGAGCAACGAUUAUAACGGUUUAUCAGCAACUUAGUAUACAUAUUAAAUUAAAAUCAAUUAAAUGAAGUAACAAAAAUUAAAGUAUUACAUAAAAACACCGAGAAGCAUAAGUAAUAUACAUAUGUAUUCAAAGUAAAAUAUAUAAAUAUAUAUGAAAUAUUCAAAAAUUAUAUAAGCAACUUAGAAAAAUUUAAAAGAACCCAAAAAUUACAAAUUAAUGCCACUAGCAGUUGUAUCAAUGUUGCAGCAACAAAAAUGUUUAGAAACAUUGGACGAGCAGCAGCAAAAAAAUCAAGCAACAGCGGCAGCUGAAGUAGGCAGCACGCAGCGUCAAUACGCAGAAACACGGCUUACAAACGCUUUGAAUGCCGCUGGUAAAGAAGAAAAACGCACAGCUUGGCAGCAUGUUACCGCAACAGAACAGCAACUCCUACAACAACAGCAAGUUAGUAGCGAAGAAAGCUUGCGCGAAACUUCUGAUCUUCACAAUGUUAGGAUAACAGAUAAAUGCAUGCUGAAUGCGGCCGCACGCCAACAGUCAAAUGUAGCCAGCAACAUUACACAUACGUACACAGACGUUGCAACAUUGGUUGAGCACACCGAAGCAAAUGUUACAUUAGGAAAAGUAUUAAAUAAAUCAAAACAAAAACGUAUCGCGCAGACAACAACAACAACAACGCUCCAUGUAGCAAACCAUAUUGGCGAUAAAUUGCUUAGCAACAUGUUGCCGCUGGCGCGUUUAAAGACUAAACGUGCGCGCCACCACAAUGUUGCUGCGGUGCAAAGUGCUGAGAAGCGUGCAAAAAUUGCCAACGCGAAAGCGAAGGCGACAAAAUUAAAUACAACAAUAAAUCAAAGCACACAAAGUGCAGAAAUGUGCGAAUUGGCAGCACCCACGGGCGAGCCGUCAGUCAAGCAACAACGCCAACAUCAAUACCAUAAUAGCGAAAAGACGAUAGAUUUCAAUAGUCGACGGCGACGCGGACGCCUAAGGGCCGACAAUGUAGACGCGGUGCGUCUGCAUAACGGUGCAUUUGGUAGUGGCGUAACGGCUACAGUGUGUCGCGCGCUAAUGUGGCUCGCAAGAUAUUUGGAAAAGGUCGCGCACAAUCGCGCCAACGCCGGCUACGAUCAAAGUGAUCCCUUGCUGUACUUGUUAUCGGUGUUGUUAUCGUUAAUCGUUGUUAAUGUAAAUAGAGUUGCCAGUUUAGUGAAUGAAUAUAAAUGUGAAGUGAAUAGCAAUGAGGUAGCAAACACUAAUAAUAAAACAACCAACACCAACGCCAACACCACUAACACACCAAACACCAACAGCGCUAAAAAUGAUAAAAAUCACAAAAUCAUUACCAAUCAGACCAUCGAGUUGGUUAGCGAGUCUAUGGCAGCCGACAGCGUUGCAGAGUUGUUGCAAUUGCCGGAAAAUGGCGACGAUGACGACGUCGAGGAGAAGGAUAAAACGUCUGUAGACGCUCUUGAGUUCGAGUCCGGGUUCGCGCUGGUGGCUAAGGCGAAAAACAAUAAAAAAACAAACGCACAAAAUACAGUUACGGCGCUUGACCGCAACGCGUUGGUGCUCACAGAGCGCGCCGACUUAAUGACCGCAGGAAGUGCAACGAAGCGUGGCAAGUCCAAUUGCGCAGCAAACGCGCAUGCCAGUGCCACAACAACAACAACAGGCGGCACAAGCAAAACAUUUGUGGCUAUGCAAAUGCAGUUACUCUUCUAUGCCUUCAUCUUAUGCACAUCCAUAUUACUUCCAAGCGGCAAUAAUUUGGUGGCCGCAGCCAAGCCGAAAUCCGCUACGCAAUUGCAGCAACAAAAGCUAUUGCAACAACAACAGCAGCAACAACAAUAUGAGCAUCAACAUGGCCAUCAGGCUCAUCAACCGGCUGCCGGUCCGAAUGGUGGUUUCGGUACGCUUGGUGGUUAUGCUGGUCCUGGCAUACCAGUCUCAUCCGGCGGUACGGCCGAUUUGACACCGCCAACCUAUCAGGUCGUUUCAUCGCGCGCAUCGAAUGAGCAGGCGGAAUUCAUAUUCCCCGCUGAUCAAUCGGACGAGCAAGUCUUCGAUCAGGAGAAUUUGAAUGUUGUGGAAUUGGAUGAUGACGACGAUGAUGAGGAGCGCGAGAAAGCGUACGGAAUGAAUGGCAACGAAACCGCCCCUGUGAAUGUGACGAAAGCGCCGCUCUUCCCCAAGGAUCUCUUCACCAAAGAGCAGCUUGAAAAUGGUGCUGUUAUAUGCCAUAUAAUCGGUGUUAUAUAUAUGUUCGUAGCGCUAGCCAUUGUAUGCGAUGAAUUCUUCGUGCCUUCCCUGGAUGUGAUCAUCGAGAAAUUGGACAUAACAGACGAUGUAGCCGGUGCUACGUUUAUGGCUGCCGGCGGUAGUGCGCCCGAAUUAUUUACCAGUGUCAUUGGCGUAUUCAUCUCGUUCGAUGAUGUUGGCAUUGGUACAAUUGUCGGUUCGGCUGUUUUCAACAUACUCUUCGUCAUCGGUAUGUGUGCGCUAUUCUCCAAAACCAUAUUGGCGUUAACAUGGUGGCCACUAUUUCGUGAUUGCUCAUUCUAUAGUAUCAGUUUACUGGUAUUAAUAUACUUUUUUCGCGAUAAUUUCAUCUAUUGGUGGGAGGCGCUUAUCCUAUUCAGCAUCUAUAUAGCUUAUGUGGCCUUCAUGAAGUGGAACGUACAGGUGGAACGAUUCGUCAAAAGGCUUGUUACGAAAAAUAAGGUGACUCGCGUCAGAAGUACAGAUCAACUUAUGCCAGCAGGCAAUGCGGCGAAUUCAUCGGAGACUUCAAUGGCCACACAACCGGGCGGCUCGGUGACAUCGCGUGCCGCAUCGGAGACACGCUCUGGACCGCCGGGAUCGAGCAGCGGCGCUGGCGCAACAGGUAAUAGCAGUGGUGGAACUGCUGGUAGUACACACACCGGUGCAAAAUUCCGUCAUGGCCUAUUGCAGCUUAUGAUACACACAAUAGAUCCGCUACAUGAUGAUGAUGUUCCAGGCAAGGUGGACGAGAAGGCGACCCAGCUUCAUGCGAUCGCCUCGCUCAAGGUACUGCUCGAUGCAACGAAACCGCAACGCGGCGGCGCCACCACAUCGGCUGCCAAUCAUGUCAAGAUCAAUUUGAAGGAGACCACAUUGGCCGAUCGACCCAAUGGCAACAUUGACACGACACUGGACUCGCCAUCCAUCCAAAGUCAAAGUGGUCGUCGUCCGAGCUGGAUUGAUCAGAGGGUCAAAAUUCAGACACGCAAAUUUAGCAUCAAAGCCAAUGAAAUUGAAGACGAGCCGGAACCAUUGAGCAUGGCUUGGCCCGAUACUGCCCGCAAACGUCUUACCUAUAUAAUGGUGGCACCACUGCUAAUACCCAUGUGGCUGACGUUGCCCGAUACGCGAACACCGCGCGGCAAGAAAUACUACCCGGUCACGUUCAUUGGCUCGAUACUAUGGAUUGCUGCCUUCUCGUAUCUGAUGGUGUGGUGGGCGAACGUAGCCGGCGAUACGGCACGCAUACCACCCGAGGUUAUGGGUUUGACCUUCCUCGCUGCUGGCACAUCAAUACCCGAUUUGAUAACAUCGGUAAUCGUGGCGCGUAAGGGAUUCGGUGAUAUGGCGGUUUCCAGUUCAGUGGGUAGCAAUAUUUUCGACGUCACUGUAGGUUUACCUAUACCAUGGCUAAUUUAUGGCAUCAUCUAUGAUGCACCUGUCGAGGUUAACUCUGUGGGCAUGGUCUGCUCUAUAACGAUACUUUUCAUGAUGUUACUCUUUGUCGUUAUGUCGAUUGCCUGCUUCCGUUGGAAAAUGAAUAGGGGACUUGGUUUUACAAUGUUUUUGUUAUAUUUCGUUUUUGUUGCUGUUUCGUUAAUGUUCGAAUAUGAUACACUCCAAUGUCCAGUGUAAAAUGUGACAAGUGAAUAUAAUAACACACACAAAAAGAAAUAAAAAUAGAAAACAACAACUAAAUAAAAUAGCAAGUUAAUAUAAAAAAACAGUAAUAUAUAUAUAAUAAUUAAUAUAAAUGCAAAAAAUAUGAAAAUUAUAGUGCAGUUAGGUGAUUGAUUGAAGUAGUUUUAAUAAAAUUAUAAAACCACUAUAUUAAUUUCAAAAAAAAUUAAAAAGAGUUGAUAAAUAGAGAGCAAAAAUAUAAACUACAGAUAAUAAUAAAACUAUUAUAGUGAAAACGAAAUGUAAAUUUUAAGUAAAACUGAAUGACAUAAAGCGAAUAAGCAGGUGCGCAAUUGAAGAGCGUUGCAAACGGCUUUCAUAUAAUUUAAUAAAUAUAUAUAGUAUAUAUAUAAAGAAACAGACAAGUGCAUAAAAUUGUAGCAUAAGCGUUAUUUCAAAAUCAAUAUUAAUAUAGAGACACACAUAUAUAUAUAUAAAUAUAUACAUAUAUAUAGCAAACAAUUAUAACUCUUGAAUACUUUCACAAGCUAUAACUAAAUACAUACAUAUACAUAUAUAAUAUAUUGUAAUUGUUACAUUUCUCGUCUUUUUUCAUGCGCUCCUCCUAUACUCUCUUCAAAUAUCAUAUUGUAAAGAAUAUUUACUGAAUUUUAUAGGCAAAUUUUUAUGAAUUGUUAGACCAAAAUAAAAAAAAAUUGAAUUUAUUUUUUAAGUAUAUGAAAAUGUACGUUGUUGUAGUUAACAUAAAUAUAUGUAUGUAUGUAUAUUGAAAAAAAAUUAAUAUGGCACAAAACUAAGAUUUUUUUUCCUAAUUUUCCGCAGACAAUGUUGUACAUAACUAUUUACUUAAUAGCACGAAACACAACUGAAAAGUAUAGUACUUUCGUUUACUUGUUGUCAAAUCCAAAAAAAGCUUUCACAGCUUCGAAAGCUGCAACAUGAUAAAAAGGCUUGUGAUUUUUAUAACAGCUUUGAAACACUCAAAGCUACUUACUUCAAUAAAGUGCAGAACAAAAGCUUUCAGCUGUGUGCGCGCUAGUGCUUUAAUGGCACUAUAAAAAGCGCUUCUAAAGCUACUUAAACAAUGAGAACUUUUUAAGCCUCACACAUUACCAAGCUUGCUUAUGAAUGGUAAAAUUUUGUAAGAUAUUUAUUUUUCAUGAAUUAAAGCCAAGUCUGUUGUCUGUAUUACCGAAAUCUUUUAUUAUACCCUGAACCAGGUAUAUUAAGUUUGCCACGAAGAAUAUUGUCCAAUGCAACGGUAAAAUCUCCGAAGAAAUUGUUCAGAUCGAAUAACUGUAGCGUAUAGCUGUCAUACAAACUGACCUAUGAAAAUCAAGUCCUUGUAUGAAAAACUUUUUUAUUUAACCUGAUAUCUUCACGGAAUUCAUCGGAGUUAAUUUACGAUACAAUCUCUGAGGACAAAUUGUUCAGAUGGGACCACUAUUGCAUAUAGCCGCCAUACAAAUUGAAAUCAUAAUCAAUGUUUUGUAUGGAAAACUUUUGAAUUUGACAAGAUAUAUUGUAUUCACGAAAUUCGGCAUAAAUAAGCAACAGUAUAAUAUCCGAAGAAAUGGUUUAGAUUGAACCACUAUAGCAUAUUCAAGUCCUUAUGUGGAAAUUUUAUUUAUUAUUCUAUGUAAGGAAAAAUUGAACCUGUGAAGGGUAUUAUAGGUGCAGCCGAAGUCAACAUUUUUUUUUUCUUGUUAUUAAAAUUUUUAAAAAAACUUUGUUAUUAAAAUUAUUAACCAAAUAUGUGAAAAAAUAGCAAUUCAUCUAAACGCAUUUUUCUAGUCAUUUCAUACAAUUUUCUAGCGAAUAAAAAACGUACUAGUUACUUAGUUAGUAUGACAAAAUGCUGGCAUGAAAGCUCUAACAAAACUUUACUUUAUUGAAAUAUUGAAACUCUACUAAUUUGCUAAACCAAAAGAAAAACGUUUAAGAAAAGCUAACUAAACCAAAGAAAUUGCGUAAUAUGAAAAUGUAUACAAUGCGCAUGCGCGCCUGUUAAUUGAAAAUUUAACACAAAAACGGUUAGAAAUCGUAUUACAAAAAUUUUUUAAACAUUUACAUAAGCUUAAAUAAUCUUUAGUAAGUUCGCGUUACAUUUAUUAGGCAAAUAUAUUAGCACUAAUUUAAUAAUCUUUCACUGCUCAUUGUAUGCAGAAGACACCCAAAUUACAUAAGUAAAUACUACAUUAGAAGACUAACUACACGCGAUCUAUGCCUGUGCAUAGAUUUUUAGUUAGGUUAAUAAUGCGCUCUACAGCAAAACACUUGCUAAACUCAUGCUAACCGAGUACGCACAUACAUUUCGCUUCUUUAAUUUGUCGAAAAAAAUUUACAUAUAUUUCAUUUACUUGUAGACCUACUUUUAUAGCCACGUUAAACUCCUUGAGCUAGUUAAAUUUAAAAAGAAAUAAUUAUAGUAUAGAAUUCUGUUUGCUGACAGAAUUAAUUGUUAACAAUUUAGAGCGUUAGAAGAUUUGUAAGAGAAAGUAGCAAUUUGUACAAAGUGAAAUUAAAAGAAAAAUUUAAAAUAGAUGAUAAUGAUGAGAAACCCGUUAAAUUUUUGCAAACAACGCAAGCAGUUAGUAUAUAUAUAUAAUAUAUAUUUAAAAAAUCUAUAGGCAUUUAUGACUUAAUAAUGAGGAAACAGCCAUUUAACUUACUUACAUAAGUUACAAAGCAAAAAAAAAAUUAUAAUAAAUAAAAUUAUAAUAUUAACAACAACAAAAACAUAAACUCAAUACGAAGCAGUUAGUAGAAGUCGAAAAAGCAACGCACGUAUGCAUAAUGAAAACUCUUUAGAACAUAACUUUUAAGAAAGCAAUAACUUAUUAUGUGGAGCUAAACCAACUAAAAGCUACGCUAAAACUAAUACAUAUAAAGUUGAAUGUAAAACUUAACAAAAAAACAUAUUUUAACUUAAUACUAACUGAGAAAUUGUUUAAUUUUCGCUGAAACUAAACAAUUCCAGAAAAAAGUUAUAUAAAAAAAAAAUAUAAACAAGCACAGACGUAAAGUAUUGUAUGAAAUGAAUUACUUGAGACAACAACAAAUACGUAUUACACUUAAAACAAACAUAGACUACAUACUUACAAAUAUAAGUAAAAAAAUCAACAUACUUACAUACAUAGUACACAUUUUACCUUAGUGAGUCCAAAAAAAAAAGAAGUUCUAAAGAACAAAUUUCAAACGCAUAAGUUUCAUACUUUACACACAUUUUCCACACUUUUCAUAUGUUGACUUGACUUACGACUACUUAAUUACUAUUAAAAAACCUAUUAAAUAUAAAAUUUAAUAACAAAAAAAAAAAAUUACAAAUUCGUAAGCAAAAAUUAAUAAUCUUCCAAACAUUUACCAAAAGCAAACUUAGUAGUUGUACUAUAAAAGACCAAGAAAAGCAUAACUAAAUAUAACUUAUUUCAAAAAAAAAUAAAAAUAAACUACAAGAAAUUGCAAGAAAACACAUAUUAAACAUAUCCUACACAACACACAUGCGCUCUAAACGACACUACUUAACGAUUUAAGCGACCGCACCAACUAACAUACGAACACAAGUGAAACCGACGGACUCACACAGACUGCACACGAACUCUUUUGACGCUUAUUAACCUGCGUUCAGACGAGGACUCUUUUUGUUGUUCAUUAACGCCAAAUUUUCUAUUGGUGUCGCUCAUUGCGUACACACAGGCGACAUGACUCCGACAACUCGAGUCUGGACAUUUUUCUGCAUUCCCUUUCAUAUCACAUUCUCAAAUUCUAGUACGCUUCAUGUAAGCAUUGCACAAAAAUAUUUCCCAUUAAAUAAUGUUUUAUAGUUCCUCCUUUUCAAAAAUACUUCUAAGGCUGCGUGUAGACAAUGACUAUUUUGUCGCUCAUGAACGGCAAAUUCUCUUUUUCACGAGCGACACGACUCCGACAAUUUUUUUGCAUUCCCUUCCAUUUUCAAAUUAUUUUACUCGUGGCACAAAAAUAUUUUUCAUUAACCAAUUUUUAUAUAAUACUUAUACACCCUUUUCGAAAAUAUUUUUUUUUAAUUGUGCAUAUUACUGAGGUUGAAAUCUUGAGGAUCUUGAGUUAACCAAGAAACAUAGCCGAAAUUGCUGCCUUAGCAAAUUUGUGGUAGCCUCAAAAUACAUUCUAAAUUUUUGAGGGUCUUAUGUUCAAUUAUAUAAGAGUGUUAAGUACCCAAAACCGGCAUUCUAAGCUGUCCAAGUGUGAACUCUAUUAGGAUCGACCGCUUAACCUAACCUUACCUUUGCAUGUUAUAUACAAAAAAUAGAUAAUAAAAUUUAAACUUCCAAACAUAUUGUAAAUAUUCGUAUGAAACCAAGCGUAAUUGCAACCUUGCAAAAUUUCAAAAUGAAAAGGAAUGCCGAAUUGUGUAGCAACGAACUGUUACAAACACGAACAAAGCGUGCCAGCCAAGCACGAGUGACACGAUCCCUUCGGCUUUUCUCGUCGUACUUUUGCCUACAAAAACCGCUUUGGGCGACAAAAGAGUCCAUGUGGGAAUCAACAUAGAGCGAACUUAAAAAAAUUUACAAUUGACAGACAUAAAGCUACGAAGACGUAAACAAUUCGCAAAGAAAUGCAA
This is a messenger RNA of Bactrocera oleae (olive fruit fly), 11238 nucleotides long. It is a transcript of the gene Nckx30C, whose product is annotated as solute carrier family 24 member Nckx30C. The record is from RefSeq and is a predicted model, not a curated record. NCBI's taxonomy places the organism in Eukaryota, Metazoa, Arthropoda, Insecta, Diptera, Tephritidae. Gene Ontology annotation, cellular component: plasma membrane. Gene Ontology annotation, biological process: calcium ion transmembrane transport; intracellular calcium ion homeostasis. Gene Ontology annotation, molecular function: calcium channel activity; calcium, potassium:sodium antiporter activity.